This is a messenger RNA of Ipomoea triloba (trilobed morning glory), 3688 nucleotides long. RefSeq names its product probable LRR receptor-like serine/threonine-protein kinase At3g47570. Gene Ontology annotation, cellular component: plasma membrane. NCBI's taxonomy places the organism in Eukaryota, Viridiplantae, Streptophyta, Magnoliopsida, Solanales, Convolvulaceae. The transcript is spliced from 6 exons. The record is from RefSeq and is a predicted model, not a curated record. Gene Ontology annotation, biological process: protein phosphorylation; DNA integration; hormone-mediated signaling pathway. Gene Ontology annotation, molecular function: protein binding; protein kinase activity; ATP binding. The coding region runs from base 1 to 3561 and encodes 1186 amino acids.
AUGGCUUUGAGCAUGAGAGCGAUUAAAUCUGUAGCUACUAGGACAAAUGACAGUAAAGUUGUUUUGAAGUUUUUGAAAGAUAUUUUUGCCAGGUUUGGGAUGCCCAGAGCCAUUAUUAGCGAUGAAGAUACCCACUUCUGUAAUAAACUUUUUGCAGGUCUACUGAAAAAAUAUGGCAUUACUCAUAGAGUGGCUAUCCCGUACCAUCCACAAACCUCUGGCCAAGUAGAGGUGAGUAACAGACAAAUUAAAGGAAUCUUGGAAAAGACGGCAAAUUCUUCCCGGAAGGAUUGGGCCGUCAAAUUGAAUGAUGCACUGUGGGCUUACAAGACAGCCUACAAAACCCCGAUUGGUAUGAGCCCGUACAUAAAGCUGAUUGUUUCCAGAAUUGUAGAGAUUGAGGAGAUGAAGAUGAGCCAUCACAGAACCCUCACCUCACUCUUUUAUAAUUACUUCUCAUCAUCUGCUCUCCACCAUCACCUUCUGUUUUGCCUAAUAUGUACUCUUACCCUUUCCACUUACUCCUCCUCCUUUGUAUCAUCAUCAGCUACUCUUUACUCAAAUGAGACUGAUAGAAUUGCUCUUUUAGAGUUUAAACACCGGAUUUCUGAUGAUCCCAAUGGAGUACUUCUUAACUCCUGGAAUGACUCUGUGCACCAUUGUGGUUGGCAAGGAGUGAGGUGUGGUCGUCGACACCCACGAGUUGUGGCAUUGAGGCUUCCUAAGAAGGGGUUGGUGGGAACCAUAUCCCCUCAUAUUGGAAAUCUUACUUUCCUCAGGCUUCUUGAUCUUCAUAGCAAUAUGUUUCAAGGUGAAAUUCCAGGAGAGAUUGGUGGUUUGUUUCGACUAAGAUAUCUCGACCUGGCUACGAAUGCACUGACGGGAGAACUGGCUAAGCUUAAUCUCAGCAGCUGCGUACAACUUAUGGAACUCCAAUUUUCUGAAAAUGGCCUCCAGGGGAAGCUCCCGACAGUCCUAGCUAAUUUGAAGAAGCUACAACAACUAACUCUGGGUAGUAACAGAUUGACAGGUGGAAUUCCUCCCACUUUUGGGAAUUUGUCAUCACUUCAACUGUUGGGCUUGGAGAUGAAUCAUUUGAAGGGACGUAUUCCGCAUGAGAUUACGCGGUGUUUGGGUUUAAAUUUCCUUUCACUUAGUGACAACAAUUUCACUGGUACACUAUCUCCUUCUUUCUUCAAUAUGACUUCUAUACAAGCUUUUUCACUAUCUGAAAACUCACUUGAAGGGACCAUUCCAAGAUACAUAGGAGACACCAUGCCAAACUUGGAAAUAUUUUAUUUUGGUGGCAACAAAUUGCAUGGAACUAUCCCUAUUUCAUUUCCCAACGCCUCUAAGCUUAAAGAAUUUGAGGUAGUAGACAACCAUCUUGUAGGUAAAGUUCCAGAUAAUAUUGGAAGGUUAAAAGAUCUUCUACUUUUGAACCUUGGGUACAAUCUUCUUGGUAGCAAUGAUCCCUUCAAUGACUUGGCUUUUAUAACAUCUCUGUCCAAUUGUAGUAAUUUAAAGGAGUUUUCCAUUUAUGAAAAUAAAUUUGAAGGUAAAUGGCCAAACACCAUAGCUAACCUCUCAUCCAAACUCCAGCUCCUACGUCUAGGAGAUAAUAAGAUAUUUGGUAACAUAUCCGGAGGAAUAAAAAAUCUAGUUAGCUUGAUCUCUUUCGAUAUAGGAGGCAAUCUACUAUCAGGUAUUAUUCCUAGUGAGCUAGGUGAAUUGCAUAACGUACAAGUUUUGAUUCUUGAAGAAAACCAAUUAUCUGGAAAAAUGCCAAUCACUCUUUUUAACCUUACUUAUCUAGCUUCUCUUAUUUUGUAUAACAACAAUUUUGAUGGCAAUAUACCCUCAAAUGUGGAAAAUCUCAAGAAUUUGAAUGAAUUGGACAUGAACAAUAACAAACUAGAUGGCAUCAUUCCUCAACAAGUUUUUAAUGUGCCAUCUUUGUCUAAGUACCUUGACCUUUCCCGUAAUUCAUUCACUGGCCCGUUAUCUCCCGCCGUGGGUAAAUUGAAAACACUAAAUGCCUUUGACGUCUCUGGAAACAAAUUGUCGGGCGAAAUUCCAAAUACAAUUGGAGAGUGUUUGAGCCUUGAGUAUCUUGAUAUGCAUGAUAAUCUCUUUGAAGGUAAAGUCCCACCUUCUUUGAUUUCCUUAAAAAGCAUUACAUAUUUGGAUAUCUCAAAGAACAAGUUGACUGGAGAGAUACCAAGAGACCUCCAAAAGCUCCCACUCUUGCAAUAUUUGAACCUUUCUUUCAAUGAUCUAGAGGGGGAGGUACCAACCAUUGGAGUGUUUGCAGUGGCAACCAAUGUAUCAUUGCUUGGAAACAGAAAGCUAUGCGGUGGUAUACCUGAGCUAAAGCUGCCUCCAUGUCUUGUGAAGAAAACAAAACACGGAAAGCAUUUAAAGCUUAUGAUUGUUAUCUUCACAUGUAUCUGCUCGGCUAUGGUGUUUGCAUCAUUCAUUGCUUUUCUAACAUUGUGUUGGAGGAAACAAAAGAGGGUGGAGUCAGCUAAGCCAUCCAAAGUUGAAAAGCUUUCCAAAAUCUCUUAUAGAGACCUGCAUCAAGCUACUGAUGGUUUCUCUGAGACAAAUUUGAUUGGUUCGGGAAGUUUUGGCUCUGUUUACAAAGGAAUAUUUGAGCAAAGUGGAGGAGAACAUACAAUUGCGGUGAAGGUACUUGACCUUUUAAAAAAUGGAGCUACAAAGAGCUUUCUUGCAGAAUGUAAAGUGUUAAGGAACAUACGCCACCGAAAUCUUGUUCCAAUUUUGACUUGCUGCUCGAGCUGUGAUUUUGCAGGUAAUGAAUUCAAAGCUUUGGUUUAUGAGUUCAUGGAAAAUGGGAAUUUGGAUAUGUGGUUGCAUACACAUUCAUCUAAUGCAAGGACAACCGUUCUAAGUGUUCUUCAAAGGUUAAACAUUGCAAUUGAUGUAGCUUGUGCGUUGCAUUAUCUUCAUGAUGAUUGUGAAUCGGAGGUUAUUCAUUGUGAUCUAAAGCCAAGUAACAUUCUGCUUGACAAUGACUUAACUGCUCAUGUUGGAGACUUUGGUAUAUCAAGACUUUAUUCACGUACAAUUGAAGAUCCAAUUGGUGAACAAACUAGUACCACUGGAUUAAAGGGGUCAAUUGGUUAUGUUCCACCAGAGUACGGAAUAGGAGCAAACGCAUCAACUUUUGGAGAUGUGUAUAGUUUUGGAAUCCUUUUGUUAGAAAUGUUCACAGCUAAGAGACCCACGGAUGACUUAUUCAAUGGUGAGUGUAGCAGUCUUUGUGAGUAUGUGGAGAUGGCGUUGCCAGAUGAAGUGAUAGAGAUUGUAGACCCAUUGCUUUCAGCAUGCCUAGAAAGCAGUCGUGGAAUAACACCGGAGGUAGAGUUGGAGGAUGAUGGCAAUUUGGUGGAAAUUGAAGAGAGCAAGGUGCAAAACUUCUUCCUCUUCAUCUUCAAAAUUGGACUCACUUGUGCUUCAAGAUCACCAAUGGAUCGCAUGCAUAUGAAUGAUGUGAGCAGGGAAUUACACAAGAUUAAGAAGGCUUUCUUUGCAUAAAAUUAAGCAAACAUGUUUUGUGACAUACAAUAUUUCCAUGGGUAGAAAUUAAGAAAAGCUUGCUUUCCAAUUUGCCAAAUACAUGCUGCUCUAAAUUUCCUUAAUUUUGAUUUAAACUUUUCUUGGA